Suillus subaureus is the source of this 282-nucleotide messenger RNA. RefSeq lists its product as uncharacterized. Lineage: Eukaryota; Fungi; Basidiomycota; Agaricomycetes; Boletales; Suillaceae. The record is from RefSeq and is a predicted model, not a curated record. The coding region runs from base 1 to 282 and encodes 93 amino acids. The transcript has 2 exons.
AUGCACGUCGCACAACUCUACUCCCUUGGCUGGGUCGUUCCCAAAGUUAAAGCUGCCGGCUUCAAGGUCAAGAAUAUUAACGUCCUCGGCACUGCACUUUUCUUACAACAUUCGGGUGCGUCUCGUUGUGAUUUCUCUUGCUUGCUUUCACUUGCGACUCUCCAGGACAUUGUUGAUGCCACUCCCCGCUUGACACUUGUGCAACAUCCUACAGCACACAUAUGCCAUGUCCAGCUUGACCGUCAUUCGCUGCCUCCGGGUCUCAUGCCCAUGGUACACUAA